Arachis stenosperma is the source of this 1906-nucleotide messenger RNA. Its product is annotated as ruvB-like protein 1. Bases 77 to 1453 code for a protein of 458 amino acids. The transcript has 12 exons. NCBI's taxonomy places the organism in Eukaryota, Viridiplantae, Streptophyta, Magnoliopsida, Fabales, Fabaceae. Gene Ontology annotation, molecular function: ATP hydrolysis activity; DNA helicase activity; ATP binding. Gene Ontology annotation, cellular component: R2TP complex; NuA4 histone acetyltransferase complex; Ino80 complex. Gene Ontology annotation, biological process: box C/D snoRNP assembly; regulation of transcription by RNA polymerase II; chromatin remodeling. The record is from RefSeq and is a predicted model, not a curated record.
UCUUCAAAGUACAAUUUUCGUCUCCCAUUUUCUUUCGCCUGCAACACUCCUUCUGCAAUAGAGAAUCAGAGAGAACAUGGAGAAGAUGAGAAUAGAAGAGGUUCAGUCAACUACCAAGAAGCAACGCGUUGCUACUCAUACACACAUCAAAGGCUUAGGCCUUGAGGCUAGUGGAAGAGCAUUGCCUUUUGCUUCUGGUUUUGUGGGACAAGCAGAGGCAAGAGAAGCAUGUGGCCUUGUGGUUGACAUGAUAAGGCAGAAGAAGAUGGCUGGCAGGGCACUCCUCCUUGCCGGUCCACCCGGUACCGGCAAGACUGCAUUGGCACUUGGGAUAAGUCAAGAGCUUGGAACCAAGGUUCCAUUUUGCCCUAUGGUUGGCUCAGAAGUAUACUCGUCCGAGGUAAAGAAGACAGAGGUUCUGAUGGAGAAUUUUCGACGGGCUAUUGGUCUGCGUAUCAAGGAAAACAAGGAAGUUUAUGAAGGAGAGGUAACCGAGCUCUCCCCUGAAGAAACUGAGAGUGUAACAGGCGGUUAUGGUAAAAGUAUAAGCCAUGUAAUAAUUGGAUUGAAAACUGUGAAAGGAACCAAGCAACUGAAGUUGGACCCCACCAUAUAUGAUGCCUUGAUUAAGGAAAAGGUAGCUGUUGGAGAUGUUAUAUACAUCGAAGCAAAUAGUGGAGCUGUGAAAAGGGUGGGCCGAAGUGAUGCUUUCGCUACAGAGUUUGACCUUGAAGCAGAAGAGUAUGUCCCACUUCCUAAGGGAGAGGUUCACAAGAAAAAAGAGAUUGUUCAGGAUGUAACGCUACAUGAUCUGGAUGCUGCCAAUGCACGACCUCAAGGUGGGCAAGAUAUUCUGUCUCUUAUGGGCCAGAUGAUGAAACCUAGGAAAACAGAAAUCACUGACAAGCUGAGACAAGAAAUUAACAAGGUUGUCAACCGAUAUAUUGAUGAAGGUGUAGCAGAGCUUGUCCCUGGAGUUCUAUUUAUUGAUGAGGUGCACAUGCUAGAUAUGGAAUGCUUUUCCUAUUUGAAUCGUGCUUUAGAGAGCUCGCUCUCUCCAAUAGUAAUUUUUGCUACAAACAGAGGGAUAUGCAAUGUGAGAGGGACCGACAUGACCAGCCCUCAUGGCAUACCUGUUGACCUAUUGGAUAGGUUGGUAAUCAUUCGAACACAAACGUAUGGUCCUGCUGAAAUGAUACAGAUUCUAGCUAUUCGUGCUCAAGUAGAGGAGCUGGUUGUUGAUGAGGAAAGUUUAGCAUUCCUCGGGGAAAUUGGACAACGGACAUCUUUAAGGCAUGCUGUUCAACUUCUAUCACCUGCCAGCGUUGUAUCAAAAAUGAAUGGCCGAGACAGCAUUUGCAAGGGGGAUCUUGAUGAAGUUUGUUCGCUAUACUUGGACGCUAAGUCAUCAGCCAGGCUACUUCAAGAGCAGCAGGAAAAAUACAUCUCAUAAUUUUAAUUUUAAAAUGUUGGAAUGGCUGUUGCUUGGGUUUGAGUUAGUGAAACCGGUUCAUUCGACAUGGCCAACAUAAUUUGGUUUAGAGAUUACUUCUGUGUAUCUUGUUGUGAGAUAUAAUGGUAGCAGGCACCUGAGCUCAAGAACCUGAAAUGUUGGAGCAGUAAUGUGCUGCUGAAUUGAUGAAACUGUGUGAUUAUUUUUCAUCACAUUCUGAAGAAAAUGGAAAUGUGAAGCGGCAGCAUGUUCCCUCAACUUCCCUCAUUUUCUUAUUUAGUUGUUUAUAAUAGUCUUCCCCUUAUGCCUUUCACAAAUUCUUCAUGAUUUAUGGAAUAUUUUAGUAUGUGGUAACAUUGAUCAAAAUACCCCUUUUCUCUCUCAAGUGUGUUUCUGUUUGACUAUGCGCUUCUCUACUGUGCACAUGAAUUGAUGAUUUUUGUUCAAAGAAUU